Molecule: messenger RNA, 2332 nt
Organism: Salvelinus namaycush (lake trout)
Lineage: Eukaryota; Metazoa; Chordata; Actinopteri; Salmoniformes; Salmonidae
Gene: ccdc126
Product: coiled-coil domain containing 126
Exons: 3
Coding region: 827-1291 (154 amino acids)
Source: RefSeq, a predicted model, not a curated record
UCUCUUCCUUUUACUCUCUGAUAUUCUGUGUUUAUGCGCAAUAAAUUUCUCUUCAAUCCAUACAUAAAAAAAGCGGUGACGCAGUACACACAAGACCGCUAUUCGUCGCUCAGGAAACGGACUGUGCUCGAGACCGAUUAUGAACAAAUCUUUCGCCUAGGCAUGCGAACAAUUAUGCAUUGCUACUUAAUUUAAGAACAGGCCAUUUAUUUCAGUUGUAAUGCUUAAUAUUAUUUAGUUAUUAGAUUCCGUGUUAGCAGUGAGCUAGCUAGCUAUCAAGCAUCUUCUGACAGUGACAUUUAUGUCUCUGCCUUGUGCUGUGUUCUCCGUCUUGGAAUGGGAUCGCAGACUGAUGUUCCGAACAGUUUAGUGAUUCAAACGAACAAAUCCAGAUCCUCCUUCUCUGAGUGACGCAGCUAUGUAUAUGUUUGGGCCCCAUGGUUGACUGCCAGGUGUGUGUAGUGUUUUUAUUCCCCGUACUCCUCCAUAGCCAACCCCAGCCCCAUAUCCCCCAGCCCCAUAUCCCCCAGUCCUAACCCCAGCCCGCUUCACCCUGUGUCAGAGUAUUUUGCUUGAACUAGCCCGUGUCUAAGUCCUAGCCCCAGCUCCAAACCCAUGCCCCUUUGCCCCUAGAUCCUUCUCCUUCCUUUCCUCACACCAGCCCCCUUGCCCAUUCAAAUCACCCACUUCCAGACCUAGCACCAGCCCCACUCCCAACCCUGUUCCCCCAGCCCCACACUCUAUCCGCCAGCCCAACUCUCUAUCCCCUACCCCUCUCUCCUGGCCCACCACCAUCUAUCUCCAGACCACGUCCAGCCUCCGUACCAUGCUGGGGAGAAACAUGUCCCAGAAGCUGAGUGGGCUGCUGAUAAUCUUGGGGCUGGCGUGGGGGCUCAUGUUGCUGCGCUACACCGUGCAGCAGCCGCGCCACAAGAGCAGUGGCGAGCUACGCCAACAGAUCCUGGAGCUGAGCCGGCGAUAUGUCAAGGUGCUCAACGAGGAGAACCAGAACACACUGGGAGGACCGCAGGGCCCCUCCAUGGCCGGUUAUGCUGAUCUGAAGAGGACCAUAGCAGUGUUGCUGGACGACAUCCUGACGCGCCUGGUCAAGCUGGAGGGGAAGAUGGAGCUGGUCGCCAACACUUCAGCCACUAACUCCUCCCAUCCUGCAGCAGGCUCCCUGGCCUCAGCUCCAGUUGCCUUACACAAGCAGGACACGCCAGGCAACCACCGCCUGGAAACGCCUCGCCUCCCUCCACACACACCCAACAGACCUCGCCCAGGGGUAUAGUAGUGUGGGUAGUGAUUGAGGCCCUGUUCAAGUAAAAAGUGCAUCUUUUCUUCUUCAGGUAGUCACUGAUCUAUUAAGGAUGGUCAGGUGGUAACUUUCCUUUCACUUAUCCAUUCAUUUACAGAUCAGUGAUUAGCUCAUGGGAGGAAGAAAAGAGUGAGGAUGUAUUCUAGAUCAUUUAAAACUAACCUAACCCUGAGAAAGGACUGACUGCCUGUACCUUUCCAAUAACUACUUGGCUGAUUGACAUUUUUUUACAUAGUAUUAAAAAAGAUGCUCAAAUGUCUAUCAGUCAUGGACUCUUAGGCAUACGUUUUAGAUUCCCUAAUUGUUUUUUCAUGAAAGGGUCUACAAACUGCGGAUGUGUCUGAGGAUGUCUGUGGGCAGCAACAAAGCAUCAGCAACAGUAGAGGAAAUGAACAAAUGUCUGUACUCUGUGGAGUCUUCAAGAAAGCUGAUGAUGAAUAUGAAUGGCACAGCCACCCCGAUAUUUUAUCCCUUGGACAGACCGACUAUGAAUUUUCUGUACUGCUUCUUUAAAUCUCAUCCAUAUCAGAAGUUGCUGAACUAAACAAUGCACUCAUGGUAGUUUUGGAAAUGAUGUAGUUGAGUUUGCAGAAGCUCCUGGUGCUUAAUAUGUAGAUUUGAAGAGUCCCUUUUUAGCUUUUUUAUAUAUAUAUAUGAUAUAAAAAACUAUUUAGCUGUUGUACAGUAGACUUUCUUUUUUAAAGGAUAAAAGUGAUAAUCCAAAGAAUUUUAUUUGCACUCUCCUUGAAGGCUUCAAAAAUGUAUUUUUACUUUGAUUUUAGAUGGUGUAUAACAAGUUGAAUGUAACUGUCAAUAAGCAGAUGAUUACCAAGUGGUUACAAUUGAUCAAUUCCAACUCCAUCUCUAUCCUCUUUGUCAGUACUCGGACUGUUAGUCCUUGUUGAUUCCCCUUGCAGAUACGAGUGGUUAGGGCCAGGACUUUUUCCUGACUGACCAGUAAAAACUCCUAUCCCAAUCAAUGUACAACCUGUUUUUUGUCUCAGUUUAGCCCUC